AAUCAAUUAAAGCUUAAGUCUUUUUACAGUUUCGAUUGCUUAUUUGAUGCGUAACCAGAGACGUGUGUUGAAAAAAAAUCUAAAUUGAUUAUGUCAACGUUGCUAUUUUUAACUUUCUUUAAAAUAAUUAAGUCAGAAGCAAUUUAUUAUACUGAAGAUAAUUCCACCGCCAUUUUUGAUAUGUUCAAAGAGAAGUAUAAUAAAGUGUAUAGAAGUGCAACAGAUGAAACAAAUCAUAUGAAGAGUUUUGUUGAAAAUUUAAAUGCUGUAGAAAAGAAAAACGACGUUACCUUGGACCGUGAUACAUUUUUUAUAUUAAGUCAGUAUGCGGAUUUAAAUCCCGAAGAGAUUGAGGAGCGGUACGCUAUUGAUGUUAAACCAUUUCAUAAAGUGAGUAAUUCAAAAGACGCCGAGUUCUUAGGACGGCAACGUGAAAGAGAACUCAAUAUUUCUCAAAUGUACGAUUUAGAUAAUGCAGCUGAGUUGUAUAAUGACUAUAUGAAGAAGUAUGGCAAAAAAAAUCAUACCAAGAAAUUGGAGUACACAAAACACUUUUAUAGAUUUGUGAAAACUCUCGUGGAGAUAAACAAAAAUAACAUUCAUGGCGAUAAAAAUAUGACCCUCGAUAAAAAUGCUGACGUUAUAAAAGAGCCGGAUGAAUACUUUUAUUGAACGACAGUUUAGUAGAUUAUAAUAAUACCAUUAGAUAAGUCGAAAAAAAAUUAUUUCGCUGUAAAAUUUAUGAUAUCUCAUAUAAUGAAUAAUAUGUUACGAUAUUUCUUUUAUGAUAGAUUUAAUAAAAUGACUAACUAACAGUAAACAACUUAAUGAAGUUUACUUUGAAUACUGGUAAGAUCGAUAUGUAUGUUCAAUAAAUAGUUAGCCUUUAAUGUUGCAGUUUAUUAAGUUAGCUAUUUAAAUAUAUUUUACCUCAAAUGUAGAAGUUAUUACUUUAUUUUAUAAUUACAGUUAUCUAAGUUUUAACGAUCUGUGUUCGCUUUUUACCAUAGUUCUAGUCUAAAGAAAUGACGCAUAUUAAAAAAUAUAUACACAUAUUAUAUUCUUAUCAUGUAAAAUAUCCUGCAAAAUACCAUGAUGACAGAAAGUCACGUAUAUAAAUUUGUCAAAAAAAUACACCUAAUUC
Molecule: messenger RNA, 1144 nt
Organism: Danaus plexippus (monarch butterfly)
Lineage: Eukaryota; Metazoa; Arthropoda; Insecta; Lepidoptera; Nymphalidae
Exons: 2
Coding region: 91-672 (193 amino acids)
Source: RefSeq, a predicted model, not a curated record